Pocillopora verrucosa is the source of this 3460-nucleotide messenger RNA. RefSeq lists its product as uncharacterized. The record is from RefSeq and is a predicted model, not a curated record. Gene Ontology annotation, molecular function: protein kinase activity; ATP binding. Gene Ontology annotation, biological process: protein phosphorylation. Lineage: Eukaryota; Metazoa; Cnidaria; Anthozoa; Scleractinia; Pocilloporidae.
CUUAUCAAUUUACUGGAUACGAGUGAAAUCGUCCUAUGCUUCGCAUUAAGCAUUCGAAGGAGUUCUAGAAAAACCAUACAGGCAGUUCUAGACAUGGCUACACCUGGAGAGGCGAAGCCUGAUGUACGUUCCCUUUUGUCUGAGGAACUCGAUGUCAUUCGUUCCAAAAUUGUCCAAGAAAAACUUGUGCUAUUCAUCGGAGAACAAAUGUCGACAUUAGCCAGUACGGGAGAUCCUCGUCCAUCUCUGGAUGAUUGGUGGAAGACUGUCAGUCAUACUGAGGAAGGCGUUGGACCAAUUUUGGUGGACGCACACUUCCUGGGAAACAUCGACGAGGCUCCGUCACGUGUUCACAAUGCCUUGCGAAAUGUCGGGAAAUUUCCUCUCAUUAUUACCACCAACAUGGACGGCCUGUUAGAGCGUUUUAUCUGGAAGAGUGGGAAUGGUGGCGAGACACUGCAAUUGGACCAGAUUUCCAGUCUCUCCCAAAAAUGGCCUCACCUGCAGGAAGAUCUGAUCAUAAAGUGCCUUGGGGACAAUGAUGUUACUGCACAGACGUUGUCAAGAAGGAUGAAAUACUUCGAGGGCUUUUGCAACACCCUGGAAAGCCCAGAAGUGGAAAUGAUGCAGCAAAUCUUCAAUGAAAGAUCUGUCUUGUUUCUUGGAUGUGAUCCCGAGCGUCCGGAAUACAAGAACUUCUUUGAAAAGUUUGCUGUUCACUCAAAGAUGAAACAUUAUACUUUCGAGACUUCCAAUGAUUCAGAUAUUGAUAAAAAGGGAAAUCUUCUGACUUUAAAGGCAAACAUACAGCUUUGGGAAUUCGUACAGUUCUUAAGUACAGGAGAAAUUAUAGAAGAAAUAAAAGAAGGAAAGAAAUAUGAAAGAUCUUACCUGCGGAUCCAAAGGGAAGAUUACCUUAGGCAACAGCUUGCACUAGAAAACAUGGCCUCGGAGAUAAUAUUUCACACGAUGAGCAUGACAAAUGCAUUGUCGCCUGACGAGUACUACGAGCAGAUGUCUCGUCCCACCAUCCAAGAUAUAUUCUCUAAAAACCCCUUUGGCGUGUAUUCCUUCGAGAAGGUUCGGUGGACUUUGGAUGCGAUGAAAGCAAGGCGUGACAACCUAAUUCGGCUUAUAACAGAAUCAAGUACCAAAGUGACUGCUUUGUUCUUUUACCACGGAGUGAAAAAAGAAAUAGAAGCAUGGAGAACUUUAGAGUGUUCAUCCCCUUCAUCUGAAGAAGUAAAGCAGAAAAUCCUACAACAUUGCAAGAUUUCCAUCAGUAAAUACGCAAAAGCCAUUCGUCUUUGUAAAUCCUUCAUGCGAAGUAACAGCUCCUUGGAAAUUCUGAUUGUUGGUGACGAAAACUUUUGUCACCAGCAAGAGACUGAGAAGGAAACUUUUGCGCUACUACGCCUGAAAGGUGGAACAGAUGAAGCUAUUUGCUACGCUGAAACAGCCUCUUUUCCUGAUGACAGAAAGUUUGCUAAUUAUCUCAUCAAGAUUAAUGGUUUUGAAGUGUUUAAUAAAAGGAAAGUGUACGAAAGAAGUCGUGCAAACGCUUGGAGCAACGAAGAUUCCAUUCUCAAACUUGCUACCGCAGUUAUGAGGGAAAGUUCAGAGUUGAGAGAAAAAUUUGGCAUUGUUGCAAUUGAAACAGAAGACUUAGAAGCAUUAGAAACACUGACUCGGGUAAGCCAGAGAGUGAUAAGCAAGCUAGACCCAGGCUACCUCGAUCCACUUGGCGAAGGCAGCUUUGGCCAGGUUUUUAGAGCUAAGAAGGGCGGCCGUGAUGUGGCUGUAAAGAUCUUGAAGAAUAUCGAGAGCCGCAAACAGAUAGAGGACUUUGAGCGAGAAGUGGACACACUAAGGGAGGCAAAACACUCUAAAAUAGUGGAGGUCCUUCAGUGCAUCUACAUUCAGAAUCAGCUGGCGAUAGUGAUGGAGUUCAUGGAGGGAGGAACUCUUAAAGCCUAUCUGGAGAAAAACCAUGGAGACGGACAGGGAAAAGAUUUUUCCGUCAGAUUCUUAGAGGAUAUUGGCUCUGCCAUUGAGCAUCUUCACUCGCUCAAUAUCGUACAUAGAGAUGUUAAACCUGAAAACAUUUUUUUGUCAGCUGACCACACAGUACUCAAACUCGGAGACUUUGGUCUUGCUCGUGCGACUGAAGGGACACGUCAAACAAAAACCCAGAUUGGCUCGUAUCGUUACAUGGCGCCUGAAGUGGUCACCUCUGGGGGACGUUAUUCCAAGAGAGCUGAUGUUCAUAGUUUUGGUUUGUGUCUGAUUGAAGUCCUGAGUGGCAGGGAGGUGUAUGAUAACAUUCUGCAGCAUGAAACGGUUUUCAGCAAGAAAAUGGCGGGAGAGAAUCCGACCAUUCCGAAUAUUCCUAUUGAGGAAUUUGGGGAGGAACUGGUUUUAAAGCUAAAAGAAAUUAUAGAUGGGUGUCUGAAGCCCGAAAAAUCACGACCCGAAAUGAAUUUUCUACUCAACAUACUAAGAGGACAAAUAACUUCACGCAAAAUCACAGUGCAGCUUUACUGCGUGGGGACUGGAACAGGAACAACAGCCGUCCUUCAUGGCCAGCCAAGCUCCUCCGCAAUUGUGUUUCACGAAGGAAAACCUUUGCUUUUGGCAGAUGUUGGAGCUGGUGUCCUCAAGGCUUGCAGGGAGAGACUCGCUCACAACGAGUUCCCAAGGAAUGUUUUCAUCACAAACAACCACUUGGAUCAUGCUGGUGAGCUCCCUUUGCUAUUUUUGUUCGAGAGCGAGAGGAGACAUUUGGCUGGUGAACCUCGCCUAAGAGUGUUGUCUGGCCCUGAGGUGCAACAUAAAUUAAAGACAUGCAGACUGGACGAAAUGCUCCACCUGUAUACACUGGAACAAAUAGCAGAUUGGGUAGUAUGUCAGCAAGAAGGAGACCCAACCUACCUGGAUGACGAAAAACAGUUCUCCAUGAAAAUCCACAAAACUCUUCAUAGCGGAAUAUGUUAUGGAUUUGUGCUAUUCUUCAAGGAGAAACCAGUUCUUGGUUAUUGCGUAGACUCUGGCUUCAAGGAGGACGUGUUCGAUUUUUUCUUCCAAGCCACCACUGUGAUAGUUGGUGCGAGGUCUAAUGCACCUAAAGAACAUGCAUCGUUUACAGAAGUGGUUAAUUACGUGAGGAAGAUCCAGCCGAAAGAAACCAAGGUGUACAUAACUGGAUACGGUAUUGACGCAGAGUACCCGUAUGAAGGACUCCCAGGAGUAGAGCAACUGCGGGCGAAUCAGUACAUCACACUCUGGGAUGAAGAAACUGAUAGCAAUUCUUAGCUAGAAGCCAGAUCACGAAAUAUCUUUCUAUGGGUGAAAUGGAAAGUGAACUCGAAGCUUUCUUGAUACAAAUGGAAUAGAGCUAUUGUCCACUCAGGACAGCUCUUAGAUCAAACGAUUCAAAAAUAAUAAAAGUUUGAUGAUUGUU